AUGGCAGAGUUUUACUUUCUCAAUACUGAACGAGGACAAGGUUCAGAGGAUGAUAUAUCGAAGACUUGCAGUAUCACAAUCUCAGCGUUAGUCAAAGCAUCUUUGAUACUCCUCAAGAGUCUCACUAAUGGCAGCAAUGGCUUCAAUGAUGAUGAAAUCUUCUGCACUGCUCAACUGCGGAGCAACUCAAAGGAGCUUCGUGGGGCAUGUCAACAGAGCACCAUUGAGGAGCCUUCGAGUCAACUGCAACACGCAGAUUCAGAAUCGAGAAAAGCCUCCCCAAUAAACGACAUUCCCUCUGCUUCUACUUCGACACAGUCCGCUCAAAUUCCAUUCAGAAGCUCGGCGGCUCCAGCACCCCAGAAAAAGGUUAGUACGAAGUUUGGUGACGUGUUCGCAUUCUCAGGGCCAGCACCAGAGACCAUCAAUGCCAGGCUGGCCAUGGUGGGGUUUGUUUCGGCGGUUGCAGUUGAAUUAGCCAGCGGAGAAGAUCUGGUGACUCGGCUCACCAGUGGAGGGUUGCCGUGGUUUGGUUAUAGUGUAGUCAUGCUGUCGAUUGCGUUAUUGGUACCCAUGUUUGAGGGAAUAUCGGCGGAGAGCGAAUCGCAGCCAAUAUUUUCAACCUCGGCAGAAAUGUGGAACGGGAGUUUAGCUAUGAUUGGCCUUGCGGCGUUGGCUGUCACCGAGUUUGUUAAGCGGGGCCCUCUUGUAUAAUUAGUUUGAUCUUCUACAAUUUCACGAGCCAAGGCGUGUGGAAGGGAAUGUCUACAAAUGAAAAUGCUAAAGCUUAAACUCUGAAACCUACUGUGCUAUAGAUAGAUAUGAAAAGAAAUUUCAAGUCUUCAAGAACAGAGCACGUUUCAAUUGUAAUUACGCCGAGAGGCAUCCCUACGGCGGCAGCCCGGCUGGAGAUUGCCCAUCCGUGUACAUAAAAGAGAAAGCUGCGGGAGUUACAAAGCAUGGAAUUGGAAACGAUUAAAUGAUUAUUGUAUGGUAUGUUAUGGAAUUGGAAGCGGAUUACUAACUGUAAGGUAUGGAAGUGCAAGAGUUAUUUAUAAUGGCAUUCUCGUUUCCAGUCAUUUAUAAUGGUACUCUCUUUGCUGUUGUUGAGAAAAUAUUGAAGAUCAAAUUCCGCGGGCUUGCACAAAGCUGCAUCCAGAUUAACUGCCAAAGAAUUCACAAAGAGUAGCGUUCCUAGAAGAACAUGAUAUCCUUCAAUAGUGCAACCCUCAUUAGAUAAAUGAGGAAGAAAAGAGAGGUGUUGAUGCGUGCAGAUAUUUCGACUUUUGCAAGUUUGAUUCAUCCAACAUAAAGAUCUUUAUGAAGGUUGCCAAUGAGGCCGACCAAAGAGCUAAUCAAGCCAUCCACUGGGCAAUCCAAGCCAACAAUGGGCUUCAAUGAGCUCUUACCCAGAUUGUUCUUUUUUUCUGAUACCCUCUGUUUUCCACCAAAUUCAUAUUUCUUUCUCUUGUGUUGUGAGGAUUUUUGCAGAUGAGAAAGGCAAAGAUGGAUGUUUGCAACUAUUUUUGUUUU
Cryptomeria japonica (Japanese cedar) is the source of this 1533-nucleotide messenger RNA. RefSeq names its product early light-induced protein 1, chloroplastic-like. NCBI's taxonomy places the organism in Eukaryota, Viridiplantae, Streptophyta, Pinopsida, Cupressales, Cupressaceae. The coding region runs from base 1 to 714 and encodes 237 amino acids. The record is from RefSeq and is a predicted model, not a curated record. The transcript is spliced from 5 exons.